Messenger RNA from Cladophialophora psammophila CBS 110553, 796 nucleotides. RefSeq lists its product as uncharacterized. The record is from RefSeq and is a predicted model, not a curated record. The coding region runs from base 252 to 626 and encodes 124 amino acids. NCBI's taxonomy places the organism in Eukaryota, Fungi, Ascomycota, Eurotiomycetes, Chaetothyriales, Herpotrichiellaceae. Gene Ontology annotation, molecular function: protein kinase activity; ATP binding. The transcript is spliced from 2 exons. Gene Ontology annotation, biological process: protein phosphorylation.
UCACUCAAGGUCUACAUUGCUGGAGAAGAUACUACAAAUGAGCUCGCCAUCUCCCGCUAUAUCAAAAUUAAUUGAUACAGAGCAUCCUGGCAAGGCAAGACUGCGCGGUUCUCGACAACUUCAAGAUCAAAGGACCUCAUCCGUCUCAUCAAUGUCUCCUCUUCGCCCCAGUCGGCUUGACUUACACAAAUCGUCAACAUCAGCUUCUUGAGAACGCUUUGAGCAAGGAUCUCUUACGCCAAAGCUUGCUUAUGACUUUGCAGGGCUUGGACUUCUUACACCAAGCAGGCGUGGUGCAUACAGAUAUAUCACCAAACAAUAUCCUUCUCGGGAUCAAAGAGGCCGUCGUGCUCUUCAAACUUGAGCAAGCGGAACUAGAGAACCCGUCUCCACGCAAGGUUCUGGCGAAUCGAGCCAUCCACCUUUCCUACACCCUGCCAAUUACCUUCAGCGAGCCGGUUAUUGGCUACCUCGGAGCCGUUCGCUUGGGAGAGCCGGGACAGAAGCACUCUGGCGACGUCAGGACUGGGAGUCUGAAGGUGAGUGAGACCUGCACGGGAGACAAUGGAAUAUAUGUCUCGUUGGUAUGGCUUCGUCCACGAUCAAAGAUAACUGGUUCGCCCUAAUGCCAAUCCCCGAUCAAAGUCUCGAGACACGCGAGAGGAGUCUACAGGGGAGCGACAAGGAGCUUCUCCUCGCCCUCGCCUGCAAAAUUCUUCGCUGCCUCCCUGAAGAGAGGCCAUCUGCGGAAGACCUUUUCGAGGACGGAUUCCUGGUCCAAUGGAUGUCUGAGGAG